CUGCAAAGCCAUGUGCUAGUCCACAGUAACGCAGUAUCCGGUUACCUGCUCCACCAGUUCAUACUUAUAAAAGCAUGCUACUGAGGAAUUCAGUACGCUUCUCAGUUGAAGACGCGGUUGGAGUUGUCAUUUGUAAAUUCAAGCUAUGAUAAUAUGCUGUGUGAAGUUGCUGCUCACUUCUUGAUACUGUAUGGAUCUCAGCGUGGUCAGGCUCAGUCAAUAGCCGAAGAGAUUUGCGAACAAGCAGCUGAGUAUGGAUUAACAGCUGACAUCAGCUGUCUGAGCAACCAGGACAAGUACAAAGUGGAGAGUGAAAUCCGCCCAGUUGUUUUUGUGGUUUCCACAACCGGGGAUGGUGAUCCUCCAGACACUGCUCAGAAGUUUGUGAGAAAGAUCAAGAAUAAAUCUCUGCCGCACGACCACCUCUCCCAUCUGCGUUAUGCACUGUUAGCUCUCGGAGACACAAACUAUGCAAAUUUCUGCAACGGAGGCAAGACCAUUGACAGCCUUCUUCAGCGACUUGGUGCUAAACAUUUCUAUGCCACUGGGCAUGCAGAUGACGGCACUGGACUUGAAGUAGUGGUGGAUCCUUGGAUUGAGGGACUCUGGGACGCUCUGAAAAAAAAAUUAUCCGGCAUGUCUGCUUCAGAUCAAACUGGCGAUACCCGUAGUGACUGUACCCAGGACAAUAAUCAUAAAAAUGCAUCUGGCCAGGAAAAAAACAAGUCAGAUGUAGAAGUUGAUCUUCAUCUUUUGAAGCUGGGUGAAGUACACUCACAAAAUGAGACAAAUGUUACAUCAGACAGCACUGAUGCAGAGACUCACUCUUCUACGUUGGUUGCAUCUUUGAAGCAAUCUGUACCACCAUUGUCAGAGUCCGUUCUUAAAGUUCCUGCUCUUCCCCCUUCAUAUCUAGAGGUUGUUUUGGAGCAGGCGUCCACCGAAGGGGAGACAGUCCCAUCUGGUAAAGACGGUUAUCGUGAAAUGUCCAUUUCAAAAGCAGUUCAAUUAACUCAAGAUGAUGCAGUGAAAUCUUCCAUCUUUCUGGAGCUUGAUAUUUCUGAGCAGGAUGUUGCUUAUCAGCCUGGAGACUCCUUUGAUAUUCUCUGUCCAAACAGAGCUAGUGAAGUUGACGAGUUGCUGCUCAGACUGGAUCUGCAAAUGCAAAGGAAUUGUGCUGUUCAAGUCAGCUUGCUGAAAAACAGCAGUAAGAAAGCAGCAAAGGUUCCACUUCACAUCCCACAGAACAGCUCUUUGCAGUUUAUUCUCACCUGGGCUUUGGAGAUAAGGAGCAUUCCAAAAAAAGCGUUUGUGCGAGCGUUGGCGGACUUCACUCAGAGCAGUUCAGAAAAAAGAAGGCUUCUGGAACUGUGUAGCAAAGAAGGCUCAGCAGACUACAACAGUUUUAUCAGGGACACCAACGUAUGUCUGCUGGAUCUCCUUCAGGCAUUCCCAUCCUGCCUACCUCCGCUCAGCCUCGUGUUCGAGCAUUUGCCAAAGCUUCAACCCAGAGCCUAUUCUGCUGCCAGCUCCAGCCUUCAGCACCCUGAGAAAGUUCAUUUCGUGUUCAAUGUUGUGGAGUUCCCUGCAUGUCCCGAGCAUCCAGCGAGGACUGGGUUGUGCACGGGCUGGCUGGUUGAUCACGUCUCCUCAAUCUUGCAACCCCUUGGGACGGUACCUGCUUCAGAGUGCCUAGCCACAUCAGCCCUGCCGAAGGUACAUGUCAGACCUCGUCCAAGCAGCACCUUUCACUUACCAUCCGACCCCUCUGUUCCUGUAGUGAUGGUGGGCCCUGGGACAGGUGUGGCCCCCUUCAUUGGAUUUCUUCAACAAAGAGAGAAAGAACAUGAGACGAACCAGGAAGCAACUUUUGGAGAGACAUGGCUCUUUUUUGGAUGUCGCCACAAAGACAAAGACUUUAUUUUCAGAGAGGAAUUGGAGAGAUUUGCGCAUAAUGGAACGCUCAGCCAUCUGAUCGUGUGCUUCUCCAGAGAUGAGCCUGAUGCAGCGGGAACCAUUAACAGACCAACAUAUGUCCAACAUAACUUGCUUCUCCAUGCUAAAAAUGUUGCCAGGAUCCUUCUUAAAGACAAAGGCUGCCUUUAUGUCUGUGGGGAUGCUAAGAACAUGGCAAAAGAUGUGAAUGACACACUACUGGAGAUCAUAGGAAAUGAACUUCAACUCGAUAAACUGGAUGCUAUGAAGAUAGUAGCAGGACUUCGUGAAGAGAAGCGAUAUCUACAGGACAUCUGGAGCUAAGAAAGAACACACAAGUCAAUUUGACUGGGACACUUUUCCCAGUCAUCUCAAUUGCAAAAAUUGUCCCAAUCAACCUGAAUUCACCCUAUAGUACACAAACAAAUGGCAUCUUAUUGACAGAACAGACCUUGCACAAAUGUGCAAGCUCCUUUUUGGCCGUUUCAAUUCAAACAUGCCAUUAAGUGAUUAACUCAUUAACAAACUGCUUUUCAACUGGCUUAAGUCUCAAGGCUUUUAGAGAACAAUCUGAGGGUGUGGUGAAACGCUUCCAUUAGAUGGGUUAACUGUGCCUUUUAUGCAAUUAAUAAAGAGGAGCCCUGCAUAACCGUU
Messenger RNA from Pimephales promelas (fathead minnow), 2589 nucleotides. It is a transcript of the gene mtrr, whose product is annotated as 5-methyltetrahydrofolate-homocysteine methyltransferase reductase. Gene Ontology annotation, cellular component: cytosol. Gene Ontology annotation, molecular function: FMN binding; [methionine synthase] reductase (NADPH) activity; flavin adenine dinucleotide binding. Gene Ontology annotation, biological process: homocysteine metabolic process. The record is from RefSeq and is a predicted model, not a curated record. NCBI's taxonomy places the organism in Eukaryota, Metazoa, Chordata, Actinopteri, Cypriniformes, Leuciscidae.